Molecule: messenger RNA, 860 nt
Organism: Osmerus eperlanus (European smelt)
Lineage: Eukaryota; Metazoa; Chordata; Actinopteri; Osmeriformes; Osmeridae
Gene: rsl24d1
Product: ribosomal L24 domain containing 1
Exons: 6
Coding region: 91-576 (161 amino acids)
Biological process (GO): ribosomal large subunit biogenesis
Cellular component (GO): nucleolus
Source: RefSeq, a predicted model, not a curated record
ACGUAAUUUCCUUUUGUUGAUCCACACCCUCGUGCUCUCAGAAAUUGUAUUUCUUUACUGAUGGGCAUGAAAUAAACUAACUAUUCAACAAUGCGAAUUGAAAAAUGUUAUUUUUGUUCGGGACCGGUGUAUCCCGGACACGGCACAAUGUUUGUACGGAACGACUGCAAGAAUUUCAGAUUUUGUAAAUCAAAGUGCCUCAAAAACUUCAAGAAGAAGCGCAACCCCAGAAAGACCAGAUGGACCAAGGCUUUCAGAAAAGCGUCUGGCAAAGAGUUAACUGUGGAUAACUGUCUGGAAUUCGAGAAGCGCAGAAAUGUGGCAGUCAAAUACCAGAGGGCUUUGUGGAGCAAGACUGUGGAGGCCAUGAAGGUGGUUGAGGGAAUCAAGCAGAAACGACAGGCGCGGUUCAUCUUAAACAGAUUGCGGAAGGGCAAGCAGCUGGAAAAGGAGGAGGCAAUACAAGAAGUAAAGAAGAACAUUCAUUUGAUCAAAGCUCCUCAUGCAGGAAAAGCCAAGAUUAUGGAGGAAAAGAUGGUGCAGAAGUUACAAGAAGAUGUGGAAAUGGAUGAUUGAUUGGACACGGGUAAAAUUGGUUCUCUUAACAGUUCUCUGCUGAAUCGUUGAGACUCGGAUGACUCUUUUGGAGACUAACUUCAGACAACACUCUAAACAUGUUAAGAUCCCCAGACUUCUUGUCAAACAGUGCCCAAUCCUGUAGGAAUAUGGAAGACUCCAGGAAUGACUAUAACAUGACCCACGGAAGCCAUGGUAUUAAAUACUUUCCAAACCAUGCAACUAAAUAAAAUGAUGUAUGUUGUCAAAUGCUGUAUUUGAUUAAAUCUUGUCCUACAAAAUCA